CACUUCAGGAGACUGCUGGAGUAUGGGGAGGGAAUGAGUUUAUAGGCAUAUCGCUGAAUGCCUUUCCUGGAGUGGGGGACAAUUCAGGGAGAUUUUAAGGAGCCCCACUGGAUAUAGAGGCACCUGGCCUGCCACUGUGACAGUCCUCUUUGGCGAUGCUCUAGCGUCCUUGCAGGUGUACGCCAGCUCCCUUCUGGGGGGCCGGCCUGGGGGCUACCAUGGCCCCCAACCACCUGUCAGUGCGGGAAAUGAGGGAAGAUGAGAAGCCCCUGGUGCUGGAGAUGCUGAAGGCUGGUGUAAAAGACACGGAAAACCGUGUGGCCCUCCACGCUCUGACACGUCCUCCAGCCCUUCUCCUCCUGGCUGCAGCAAGCAGCGGACUGCGCUUCAUCCUGGCCUCCUUCGCCCUCGCCCUCCUGCUGCCCGUGUUUCUGGCUGUAGCCGCUGUGAAGCUGGGUCUGCGAGCCCGAUGGGGCUCUCUGCCUCCACCAGGCGGCCUGGGAGGGCCCUGGGUGGCUGUCCGUGGUUCCGGCGAUGUGUGUGGAGUCCUGGCUCUGGCCCCUGGUGCCAACUUGGGGGACGGAGCCCGAGUCACCCGCCUCUCUGUCUCUCGAUGGCACCGUCGCAGAGGCGUGGGCAGGAGGCUGCUGGCCUUUGCCGAGGCCCGAGCCCGAGCAUGGGCUGGGAGUAUGGGGGAGCCCCAGGCCCGGCUCGUGGUCCCAGUGGCCGUGGCCGCUUGGGGAGUGGCAGGGUUAUUGGAGGCCUGUGGCUACCAGGCAGAGGGAGGCUGGGGCUGCAUGGGCUAUAUGCUGGUUAGGGAAUUCAGAAAAGACCUGUGAUUAGAGACCAUGCCCACUGGGUAGAUGGGCAGAGAACCAGUACCUAAAGAACAUCUACUGUGUGCCAGGCACUUUACACCCCCUCCCUCAGUGUCUACCUAGUCUGCUGGGCUGAUAGUGAGGCAUCGAGGUUGAUGGACUUACAUGCCCACAGUGAACCUGCCAGAUGCAAUGGGGACUCUAAACUCAAGUAGAACCAAUCCCUUCUUGGUCUUGUGGGACCACUAGAGGUCACCCUAUCCACUCCUUGUCCCCACCCCCACCCUCCAGUCUGUAUGCACUGAAAAACUUUUGGUUCUGGGUCUACAAAGCCCCUGCUGCAUGUGUUUGAGAUCUGGAAGGGAGAGUUGGGAAGAGAGAGAGAAAGACUCUAAGAGUUAGAGUCUGUGACAGGGAAUUCCCAAAGGGGACAGAUCUUCUGGGAGUGGGUGGGGCUGGGAGCACAGUGUCUCCAAGCCCAUCUGGUUUUUUACACUGUUUGUUAAUAAACCCUGAAACUUCUGUG
Arvicanthis niloticus (Nile rat) is the source of this 1344-nucleotide messenger RNA. NCBI's taxonomy places the organism in Eukaryota, Metazoa, Chordata, Mammalia, Rodentia, Muridae. The record is from RefSeq and is a predicted model, not a curated record.